Ahaetulla prasina is the source of this 4778-nucleotide messenger RNA. RefSeq names its product zinc finger protein 850-like. NCBI's taxonomy places the organism in Eukaryota, Metazoa, Chordata, Lepidosauria, Squamata, Colubridae. Gene Ontology annotation, biological process: regulation of transcription by RNA polymerase II. Bases 367 to 4635 code for a protein of 1422 amino acids. Gene Ontology annotation, molecular function: DNA-binding transcription factor activity, RNA polymerase II-specific; RNA polymerase II cis-regulatory region sequence-specific DNA binding. The transcript is spliced from 9 exons. The record is from RefSeq and is a predicted model, not a curated record.
CAACCUAACCAGCGAAGAAUUGCAUGGGUGAAGGAUGAUGGGCCUUGUAGUUCAAUGACAUCUGCAGGUCUGCCUGGCCCCUCGUCAGCAUCAAUGCCUUCCUAGUUUGCACCUAUGGAUUAGCGUGUGCAAGUUUCUUUUGCUAUUGCAGUGAUUGUCAGUCUCUCUCUCUCUCUCUCUUUUUAAAAAAUCCCGGUGCUUGGUUUCCAUCUUUUGGCUUUUCUUGGGGGGUGGGUGAUAUGGGUGAGCCUCUCUGGCAGGGUCCUGGCUGGAAGAGUUUGGCGUUGCUCGUCCCCCCAUACUCCAAGCAGUGGUUUCAGCGAACGGGUUAAAUGCAGAGAGCUUUCCUCUUGCGCCUAGAGAGGAAUGGGGGGGGGGGUGGAAGCCCAAUUUCCUGCCCAUCCCGCACCACCCCCCUUUCUUAGUCUCCAGACAUCCCUUACGCCAGGGCUGCGGAGAUCCCUUCGUGGGGAGGGGCGUUCAAGAGGCGCCAGAAAGAUGGAGGUAUGGGACUCGGCAGGAUGCCAGGCUGGAAAGAGAGUGCCAGCGAGGGGAAGCAUUCAAACUGUGGAAACACAGGAAUAUCUGAAUGAAUCUCUCACUAUUUCUCAGAUUAAGCAAGAAUCAGAAGAGGGGCUGGACCAGUUGUGUGAGAUCCAGAAAAGAGAAGCUCUGAGGGCUCCAUAUUUGGAUGGAAGAAACUCUCUACCUUCUUUGUCCUCACCAGAGAAUAAUACUAGGCCGCCUUUUAGCAGAAUGGCCGAUCUCCAUCAACGGUCCCUCAGAGGAAAAGCUGCAUCUGAAACCUUGCUAGACCUGGGCUGCAUGGAAGUUCCCAAAUUUUACGAAGGCCUGCAUUCCCCAGUGGAAGUGAAGGAAGAGUUGGUGGAGGAGGACAAGCUCAGUGUGGUGCUACAAUGCCAACGCUUCCGGCAGUUUCGCUAUGAGGAAGCUGAAGGGCCUCAGAAAGUGUUUGGUCAACUCUGGGACCUCUGUUGCCAGUGGCUGAAGCCGGAGUGUCACUCUAAGGAGCAAAUCCUGGAGCUGGUGAUCUUGGAGCAGUUCCUGAUGAUCCUGCCGCUGGAAAUGCAGAACUGGGUUCGGGAACAGUGUCCGGAGACGGGGAGCCAGGCGGUGGCUCUGGCCGAGGACUUUCUUCGGAGGCUGCCACAAGGAGAUGAGCAGAGGGAAGAUCUGGCGGACUUGCGACAUGAGCCUUCCAAUUCCGAACUGGAUCCGUUGGAUAUUGUGAAAGUUGAGGUCCCCAUGGAUGGAGACAGAAGCUUCGACCAUCAACAGCACUUCCUUGGAGAAGUGACAGACUUGCCCGAGGGAAUGUACAGUAGCAGGAGGAUGAAGGCCACUUUUGACUCUCCUCCAAGGAGCCAGAAAGUCCCACUGAAGGAAAAACUGCACGAAUGCCAAUAUUGUGGGAAGCUCUCUGACUGCCGCGCCCACCUGAUUAUUCACGAGCGAACCCACACAGGGGAGAAACCCCACAAAUGCUCAGCGUGUGGGAAAAGCUUCACCCGGAAGGAAUCUCUGAUUAUCCACGGGAGGUUCCAUACGGGGGAGAAGCCCUACAAAUGCUCAUUGUGUGGCAAAACUUUCAGUGAUAAAAUUGGGCGCCUCAUCCACGAGAGAACUCACACCGGGGAGAAGCCGUACAAAUGCUCCGAGUGUGGGAAGAGCUUUGGCACUCGUUGCAACCUUCUGAGGCACCGGAGAGUUCACACGGGUGAGAAACCGUACCAUUGCUCGGACUGCGGCCAGAAUUUCCGAUACAGGCCGCAGUUAGUGAUCCACGAAGGGACCCACAAAGGGGAGAAGCCUUAUAAAUGUGCAGACUGUGGAGAAACUUUCAGUCAGACGCGGCAUCUGGUGAUACAUAAGUGGACUCACACGGGAGAGAGGCCUCACCAAUGCGCCGUCUGCAGCAAAAGCUUCAAUCAAAAGUCGGACCUUAUUACGCACACCAGGACCCACACUGGAGAGAAGCCGUAUGUCUGCUCUGAUUGUGGAAAGAGUUUCAUUUCGAGUUGCCAGCUGAGGAAGCAUGAGAGAAUUCACACCGGGGAGAAACCGUACCAGUGCGCAGAGUGCGGGAAAUGCUUCACUUACAGUUCUCACCUCACUACGCACAAGCGAAUACACACAGGCGAGAAACCUUACCAGUGCCCGGAUUGUGGGAAAUGUUUCAUUUCUAGUUCUCACUUUACUGCCCAUAAAAGGACGCAUACUGGCGAGAAGCCCUACCAGUGUACCUACUGCGGGAACAGUUUUAUUCAGCGAUCACAGCUUGCCAAACAUGAGAGGUCACACACAGGAGAGAAGCCCUACAUCUGUUCCGAAUGUGGGCAGAGCUUCCGGUGGAGCCAAGGGCUCAAAAAGCACAUGCGGACUCACACUGGCGAGAAGCCAUAUGGGUGCUCUGCGUGUGAGAAAACUUUCUCCAGUUCCUUUAAUCUGUCCAGGCAUCAGAAAAUCCAUGCAAAGGAGAAACAUCCCUUAUGCCAGGGUUGUGGAGAUUCUUUCAUGGCGAGAGGUGCUCAAGAGGAACCAGGAAGAAAGAUGGAGAUACGGGACUCGCCCGGAUCCCAGGCUGGAAAGAGAGUGCCAGCGAGGGGAAGCAUUCAAACUGUGGAAACACAGGAAUAUCUGAAUGAAUCUCUCACUAUCUCUCAGAUUAAGCAAGAACCAGAAGAGGGGCUGGACCAGUUGUGUGAGAUCCAGAAAAGAGAAGCUCUGAGGGCUCCAUAUUUGGAUGGAAGAAACUCUCCGUCUUCUCAGUCCCCACCAGAGAAUAACACUAGGCCGCCUUUUAGCAGAAUGGCCGAUUUCCAUCAGCGGUCUCUCAGAGGAAAAGCUGCAUCCGAAACCUUGCCAGGCCUGGGCUGCACGGAAGUUCCCAAAUUUUACGAAGGCCUGCAUUCCCCAGUGGAAGUGAAGGAAGAGUUGGUGGAGGAGGACAAACUCAGUGUGGUGCUACAAUGCCAACGCUUCCGGCAAUUUUCCUAUGAGGAAGCUGAAGGGCCUCAGAAAGUGUUUGGUCAACUCUGGGACCUCUGUUGCCAGUGGCUGAAGCCGGAGCAUCACUCUAAGGAGCAAAUCCUGGAGCUGGUGAUCUUGGAGCAGUUCCUGAUGAUCCUGCCGCUGGAAAUGCAGAACUGGGUUUGGGAACAGUGUCCGAAGACGGGGAGCCAGGCGGUGGCUUUGGCCGAGGACUUUCUUCAGAGGCUGCCACAAGGAGAUGAGCAGAUGGAUCUGGGGGACUUGCGUCAUGAGCCUUCCAAUUCUGAACUGGAUCCGUUGGAUAUCGUGAAAGUUGAGGUCCCCAUGGAUGGAGACCCAAAUGCUUUGAAAAACCUGGGGAUGAAAUCUGGAAGCUCCGAUCAUCAACACUAUUUCCUCGGAGAAAUGACAGACUUGCCCGAGGAAAUGAACAGCAAGAAGAGGAUGAAGGCAACUUCUGACUCUCCUCCAAGAAGCCAGAAACUGCACAAAUGCCAAUAUUGUGGGAAGCUCUGCAACUGCCACUCCCACCUGAUUAUUCACGAGCGAACCCACACAGGGGAGAAGCCCUACAAAUGCUCGUUGUGUGGCAAAACCUUCAGUAUUAAGGGCAGGCACCUCAUCCAUGAGAAAUCUCACACCGGGGAGAAGCCGUACAAAUGCUCUGAGUGCGGGAAGAGCUUUGACACUCGCUGCAACCUCCUGAGGCACCAGAGAGUUCACACGGGUGAGAAACCCUACCGUUGCUCGGACUGCGGACAGAGUUUCCGGUACAGACCACAGUUAGUGAUUCACGAAGGGACCCACAAAGGGGAGAAGCCUUAUAAAUGUGCAGACUGUGGAGAAACCUUCGGUCAGAUGCGGCAUCUGGUGAUACAUAAGUGGACUCACACAGGAGAGUGGCCUCACAAGUGUGAGGUCUGCAGCAAAAGUUUUAAUCAAAAGUCGGACCUUAUUACACACACCAGGAUCCACACUGGGGAGAAGCCAUAUGUCUGCUCCGAUUGUGGGAAAAGUUUCAUUUCGAGUUGCCAGCUGAAGAAGCACGAGAGAAUUCACACCGGGGAGAAACCGUACCAGUGCGCAGUGUGCGGGAAAUGCUUCACUUACAGUUAUCACCUCACAACGCACAAGCGGAUACACACGGGCGAGAAACCUUACCAAUGCCCGGAUUGUGGGAAAUGCUUCACUUACAGUUAUCACCUCACAACGCACAAGCGGAUACACACGGGCGAGAAACCUUACCAAUGCCCGGAUUGUGGGAAAUGUUUCAUUUCUAGUUCUCACUUUGCCACCCAUAGGAGGACUCAUACUGGCGAGAAGCCCCACCAGUGUACCUACUGUGGGAACAGUUUCCUUGAGCGAUCGCAGCUUGCUAAACAUGAGAGAUCACACACGGGAGAGAGGCCCUUCAUCUGUUCUGAGUGUGGGAAGAGCUUCCCCCAGAGCCAAGAGCUCAAAAAGCACAUGCGGACUCACACUCGCGAGAAGCCAUAUGGGUGCACCGAAUGUGAAAAAAUGUUCUCCAGUUCCUCUAAUCUGUCCAGGCAUCAGAAAAUCCAUGAAGAAAGAUGGAGGUACGGGACUCGGCAGGAUGCCAGGCAGGAAAAAGAGAGCCAGUGAAGAGAAGUGUUCAAACUACGGCAACACAGGAAUAUCUGAAUGGUUUUACUACAUCUCAGAUUAAGCAAGAACCGGAAGAGGAGCUAGACCAGUUGUGUGAGAUUGAGAAAAGAGAAGCUCUGAGGGCUCCAUAUUUGUAUGGA